AUGUCUGAAUACACGUAUAUCAUAAUUGAUGAGUCGCCCCCCAUGAAAGAAGACUUCCGGGACUCUGUUGAUUAUGUGCUUGAUCUUAUCAUCAGCAAACUUGUGCGAGGAAAAAAGAAAGACUUCAUAUCCGUGAUUACAGUUCAUGACAAAAAUACAAGCAACCCGAUGAAUGACAGAAGCCCGGAUCAAUGGCAGAAUUGUGUAUUAGAGAAUCCAACACUCUACAGCUGGGACAAGUUGGAGCAUCUAAUGAAGGAAAGACUUCAAAUAAAUCACGAGGAUGUAGAAAGAAGCGAGGCAGAUGUUCCUCGAGCAAUUGCAAUUGCACUUCAACACAUUGCCGAUCUUGAGGGAAAAAAGAAGCGUAAAUCUGUGAAGUACUCCAUUCUUAUUGUGAGUAAUUGGCUAUCCGAGAACUCGUGGGAUGGUUUAAUCGAGCCUAUAUGUUCUCUUUCUUUGACUUACGAUGUACUAAUUGGUGCGAUAUAUUUUCCACAUGUCAAAUCGGAGGAGGAUCGAGAAUUUUAUGCCUUAUAUGAGGAUAACAUGAGAAGCCUUGAAAAACUAAUACCCACACUUAGGAUGAGAAAUGGGGGAAAUGGAAGGAUAUCCGGGUCAUUUAUGGCAUCUUUUGAAACGGCAAAGUCAUUCAUUCGUGAUGUCAAUAAGGAACCACCAAAACUUGUAUCACCAACACCUGUAUUUAGGGGAGAAAUAAGGCUAUUUUGCGAUAUUAAUGCAAUUGAUAUGCGAGACACGAUUAGCAGUCUCACAUCCUCAGUUGACUCUUUGAAAAGUUUACUUUCCGGGUAUGACAAGGCUGCCGAUUCAGCUUCUCUCUAUUUUAUGGCAGAUGGCUAUCCUUUAACCAAGAAGGAGGCUUACUUUCAGACAAAGGAGAUUGCAGUGAUCCCCAGCGAUGAGAAUUUCAAUGAUGACGAUUCAAUGGUGCAUUAUAAAAUAUCCCGCAUCAAAUACGUGAGGAAUCACUACGUGUAUGAGGAGGAAAACAAUGAAAAUAGUACGGAGGAUGCGUCAAAGGAAAAACUUGUGACCCAAAUUCAGAUAAAAAACGGAUACAAGUACGGGAUGUCGAUAAUACCUGCUACAAGUACCAUUCAAAGACAAUUCAAGACUCUCACUCAUACGGGAAUUGAUAUAAUAUCGAUUGCAGAGCGCGGUAGCAUUCCACCAUGGUAUUAUAAAGGAGAGAGUGUGAUGCUUUUCCCCGGUAAGAGUGCUAGCACUAAAGAUGUGACUGCUUUCUGUAUGUUUUCGCAGGCUCUCAUGGUUACAGAUUCGAUAGCUAUUGCAAGAGUGGUGCAAAAACCGGGUAGACCUGUAAGUCUUGCCGCACUAAUCCCAUCGUUUGUUUUGACUGAGCAGACCAAGUCCCAAAUCAAGACUGAAGAGGCAGUAAGCGGUGUUAAAAGACAGCAUAUGCAAAUAGAUGAUGAUAUGCAACCCGAGCAUUAUUAUGGGUUGACGAUGGUAAACCUUUUCUUUGAAGACGAAAGGCGGUUUGCCCCGUUUGGCAAGCUGGGCAGAGUGUACAAGCAGGAAAAAGAUCCCCAAGCAAAGUCUAGCAGUGCUAAGGAAACAGAUAUGCAAAGAGACAUUCCAACCCAAGAGAUGGUUGAUGUCAUGGAGCAGUUUGUAGAGAAGCUGGAUCUUGAUAGAUUGAAUGACGAUAAGCCACAAGACUUCAAGGAUGAAAGCAGGUUUGUUGAGUUUAAUGAUUUUGAUACUUUGCCCAUCCCCUGGAACAGGGGAAUCGAUAAACAAUCAACUUACAAAAGCAUAAGCAAAGUAACAAGAAGAAUCCUCUCGCAGAAUUCGCCAAAGGUUCAUUUCAUGCAGAAGGUAGUGAGAGUCAUUUAUAGGUACUUUCUUGAGGAUGCAAAUGGUAGGAGCAGCUUGUACGAUUUAACAGAGAACAGCAAAAAGGAGCCUAUUUCUGGCGAUGCAAGGACUGCUUUUGACGUAUUGCGAGAGUCCCUUGAAAAAUCAACCAAGAUCAAUGGUCGGAAUAUGUUCAUUCCAGAUUUGUAUGACCAGGCUAAUCUCUACGGGGUGGAAAAGAUAGAAAGCAAGGAGAAAUCGGCACAGGAGGAAAUCAAUGUGGGUAAAAUACGUCCGGGAGUUGCGAAAGAGCUUGCCUCUAUCGAGCAGUUGUUGGGAAUUGGAGGUGAGAAGUAG
Messenger RNA from Brettanomyces bruxellensis, 2202 nucleotides. RefSeq lists its product as uncharacterized. Gene Ontology annotation, cellular component: Ku70:Ku80 complex. NCBI's taxonomy places the organism in Eukaryota, Fungi, Ascomycota, Pichiomycetes, Pichiales, Pichiaceae. Gene Ontology annotation, biological process: double-strand break repair via nonhomologous end joining; cellular response to gamma radiation; cellular response to X-ray. The transcript has 2 exons. Bases 1 to 2202 code for a protein of 733 amino acids. Gene Ontology annotation, molecular function: telomeric repeat DNA binding; double-stranded DNA binding. The record is from RefSeq and is a predicted model, not a curated record.